Molecule: messenger RNA, 1567 nt
Organism: Zingiber officinale
Lineage: Eukaryota; Viridiplantae; Streptophyta; Magnoliopsida; Zingiberales; Zingiberaceae
Product: fructose-1,6-bisphosphatase class 1-like
Exons: 4
Coding region: 100-1404 (434 amino acids)
Biological process (GO): sucrose biosynthetic process; fructose metabolic process; gluconeogenesis
Cellular component (GO): cytoplasm; cytosol
Molecular function (GO): fructose 1,6-bisphosphate 1-phosphatase activity
Source: RefSeq, a predicted model, not a curated record
CGUUCGCUCGUACAAGUCAUGCCAACACAUCCACAUUCACGGCCUCAUCGCACCACGGCGACCUCGGCUGCUUCGGCACUUGAGUUUUCUCCCUAAUCCAUGGCAUCGUCCGCCUUCCUCCUCUACCCUCCACCGGGUCACCUAAACCCCGCUUCGCUUUCUCUCACUUCUCCGGCCAUCCGGAGCCUCUGCCACGGCCUAUCCAUCUCCAACGGUUGCGCCAUGAGGAGGACACAGCUACUCUCUCCGAGGGUCGUGUCCAAGACCUCUCCGUCCCCAGUUAGCGAGCGUCACCUGACCCUGUUGGAGUAUGUCGCAAAGGGAGGCGCCGACGUCGGGGAUGACCUUGCAGUCCUGUUGACUCACCUCCAGUACGCUUGCAAGAGGAUCGCCGCCUUGGUUGCGUCGCCCUUCAAUGUUGAUGAUGGCCGAAUACCGGAAGAUAGCGGCGGUGGCGAGGGUAUUGGGUCCUUGUCGUCUUCCGGAAGGGACAAGCCGAAGCCACUUGAUAUCAUUUCGUAUGAAUCUGCUAUUUCUGGAAUAGUUGGUGUGGCACGUUGUGAUGAAAACUUAGGAUUUGCAAAUACUGAAGUCGAUGUGUUGCAUAAUGACAUGAUAUUGGCCUCACUCAGAAAUUCUGGAAAAGUUGCAGUUAUGGCAUCAGAAGAAGAUGAUAUUCCAGUUUGGAUUAGUGAUCAUGGCCCAUUUGUCGUUGUUGUCGAUCCUUUAGAUGGUUCUAGAAAUAUUGAUGCCUCUAUACCAACUGGUACCAUAUUUGGAAUAUACAAUAGACUCGCCGAGUUGGACCAUCUUCCAGUGGAGGAGAAGGCACAACUCAAUUCUCUCCAAAGUGGAAACCGUCUUGUAGCUGCUGGUUAUGUUUUAUACUCAUCCGCCACCAUCCUUUGCAUAAGUGUCGGUUCAGGGACCCAUGCUUUCACUUUGGAUCAUUCAACUGGAGAGUUUGUUCUCACACAUCCAUCAAUUCAAGUUCCUCCUAGAGGACAGAUAUACUCUGUGAAUGAUGCGAGGUACUUCGACUGGCCAGAUGGACUAAGGCAAUACAUCGACACUGUCAGACAAGGCAAAGGGCAGUUCCCUAAGAAGUACUCAGCUCGAUAUAUCUGCUCACUGGUCGCUGACUUUCAUCGCACUCUUGUUUACGGAGGUGUCGUCAUGAACCCAAGGGAUCAUCUUCGACUUGUUUAUGAAGCGAACCCUCUUAGCUUCCUCAUCGAGCAUGCUGGUGGAAGAGGUUCCGAUGGGAAAACAAGGAUUCUGUCAUUUCAGCCAGUAGAACUACAUCAAAGAUUGCCACUGUUUUUGGGGAGCAUCGACGAUAUGAAUGAAUUAGAAAGCUACGACAGUAUCCAACAGAAGAUUAACCCUGGAUACGAUGUUUGACAUGGGAAACUUCUUCUAUAGUUAUAUAACAUUGUAUAAUCCCACUGGCCACAGGUCACAGCUUAUCUAUAUUGUGUACAUGGUGGCCUUACAACAUGCAAAUACAUACUUUUUGUAUUAUUUGAUUGCUGUGGAUUCACGUUUCUUCUUUUAUUUUAAACUA